Molecule: messenger RNA, 2578 nt
Organism: Centruroides sculpturatus (bark scorpion)
Lineage: Eukaryota; Metazoa; Arthropoda; Arachnida; Scorpiones; Buthidae
Product: RPA-related protein RADX-like
Exons: 12
Coding region: 269-2143 (624 amino acids)
Biological process (GO): regulation of DNA repair
Cellular component (GO): replication fork
Molecular function (GO): single-stranded DNA binding
Source: RefSeq, a predicted model, not a curated record
UUCUUGUUUUGGUUGGAAAUUUGAAAUGACAGUCACAUGGUAAAGGAGUGAUGGCAUCCGAUCUUGUUCGCUUUAAGAAGAUUGUAACAGAAAGUAAACAUGAAGUAAUUUUAAGUAGUGAAAAUUUUCUUUUUCAGGUAAUUGGAAUGUUUUGCUACUUAGCAGAUGCUCAUUACUUAUCAUGUUUAGCUUCGUUCUUUACGCCGUCCGGGUGCGAAUCAGUUUAUCUCUACGAUAUUAUUAUUGCUGAUAAUCAAUACAAGCAAAAAUGCCUUCUUCAUCCGAAACUGUCGGAUUUAGUUCAAAAAAGUAUUGCAAUUUAUUAUUUAUGUCAUCUCACAAUAAACGAGAAGUAUGGCCAAUUCCUCUGGUGACAUUAAGACAAUAUUAUUUAAAUACAUGGCUUAUGCAUAUUCCUUAUAUGCCAUGUAAAAAUUCUGAAUCAACAAAUGAUGGGACUCAUUAUAAUCUUAAUCAAGAAACAAUCUUACUCUGUGAAUUAGCAAAAGAGUGGAAGACUAUGAUUCGUCCUUAUCCACCUGUAUUAGUUUCUGUGAUUCUUCAAGGAAAAUUGCACCAUUAUGGCAAAAAUUCAAAGAAUAAUCCUUUUCCAUUUCAGGGUUAUUUAGAUGUUGCAGAUGAGACAGGAAUUGUUUCAGCAGUUUUGUGGGAUUCUAUUAAUAUUGAUUUAUUUUCAAAAAUUAAGCCUGGUGCUGUAAUCUUUAUUCAAAAUUACAAUGUGGUAAAUAAAUAUCCAUGUAGUUCUACUUCUGUACUUCGACAUAAACUCAGAAAACUUGAAAAGUAUCCUCUAGAAUUGAAAAUAAAUAAGAAUAGUUCUGUUCAUAUAAUUGACCGCUGUUUUCUGAAGGAACAUUUGAACACUAAAAGAUUGUUUCCAAUGCCACAAUACUGGUUUGCAACUAGAAAAAUUCUUGGAAAUUUGCCAACUGAAACCAAUGUGGACAUCGUUGCACUUACAGUAUAUGUUGGUUGCUACAUUCGUGAACAAUGUUUAGAUAUUCAUGGUAAUUCCAGAGGUGGAUUUUGGACUUAUCGUUGGAUAGAACUAAUUGAUCCAACUAGUUCUUUACCAAUUAUAUUGCAAGUAUAUGUUAAUGAUCAGCUAGAUAUCCAUGAAGAAUUACAGCCUGGUCAAAUUCUGAUGUGUUCACAACUUCGUUUAGUACAUGUUCCAUUUGUUAUAACUAAAUCAUUUCAUAGAAGAGACUUCUAUUUGACUACAACAAGGGAAAGUAAAUUAAUGAUUUGUAAAGAAAAUGAAUUUGAAAAAUCAAAUGAAUUUCUGAAUCUGAUCGACAUGAUGAAAAGUAAAGAUAUUAUGCCACAGUUAAAGAAAUCUGUUUUUCGCAUGGGUGGCAUAUAUAAUUAUCCACCUUGUCAGAAAUCAUUUGAGUUCUUCAAGGCUUCAAUACCAAGAGAGAGACUGAAUUAUCUGACUCCAUCAGAUGUGUGGAAACAGGAAUUUAACAGUCUUUCUUAUAAAGAAGUACGCAGGAUUAAUGUUACAGGUUUUAUUGUUAAAGUGAUAUAUUUCUCUUGUAUGAAAAAUGGUUGGAUAGAAAAUAUUGAUAAUCAAAUUCCGAAACUUAUUUUUAAUGAUAUCCGUAGAUUACAUAGUGGCAAGUAUGAUAUUCUAGGUAACUUCAUACUUGAAUCUAAUGCAUUUGCUCAUCAAUAUAGCCCAGAAAAUGAGAAGGUAUUAAGAAAUUGGCUAUCUUUUGCCCCAUUUUCUGCUGAUCAGAACACUGAUGAAAAUCUAGAAGGGCUAAAAGACAUAGCUAUAUAUUAUCCUGGCUAUUAUAGGAUAGAUAUUGCAGCUGUGAAUUAUAAUGUUAUUAUUAAUUCAUUUUUAUUUGUGGAACCAUCAAAUCGACCACAUCCAUCAUUUGUCAAAUUACUUUCUGGGGAUUUUUCAAUGGAAUCAAAGAAAUUUUAUGGAUUACAUUAUGACAGUAUUGAAUUGAAAAAUCAAUUUGACAAUGUUCAACAAACAGUUUGUGAAAUACUUGGUAAGAAAAUGUUAUGCAUUUUGGAUCUUUACAGCAACUCUCCAGGAAAUGCAGAUGUAUUAUUGAAACGAGCAUUUCCUUACAAAGAAGAAAUUAGUCAGUCUGUUUAGAUUUAACAUUCUAGAAAAAUUAUAUAUUGAUGAUAAAAAAAAAUUGUAUUUAAAAUAUUGUUAUUUUUGAUAUCAUGAUUUGCUUAUUUACAAAUGCUGUAAACAUUUUUGUGCUGUAUCAAAGCUUCUGAUACAUAAUAUCUUUAAAACAAUUUUAUUUUAUAAAAGCAUUCAUGAACUAAUUCAUCAGAUUGACUAUCCAAAAAAAUGUUUUUGAAUUGUUUAUUUAUUGGGAAUUUGUAGUCAAAGGAGUUAAACACAUUGUUUCUCAUAAUAAUAAAAUAUGAUUUUCAGUUAAAAUGAAGUGGAACUAGUUAAUAACUUUGAUUUACUGCAUUUGUGUAUAAGAUCACAACAAAUACUGUCUGAAAAUGGGAUUCAUCUUAUAUACAGGCAAGUAUGCAUAUACAGUAGAGCGUCGAUUAUCCAAAAGUC